CUUCCAUUAACAAAAACGAUUCUAAAGAUACAAUAAUUCAACAAGUCCAUCGAAGCCAUCCCACAAAUUUGCAAUUUCCAUCACUUUGAAACUAGUAUAUGCCCCAACUACUUCAUCUUCAUACGAUUAAAUAAAGCACAAAUGCCUCCGGCGCCUAGCCAGAAAGGCACUGGCAAGAAGAAUGCCGGUGUCAUGGGGAAGCGCAGUCGCAAUACUACUCCUAUGGCGAGCUUACCCUCUAGUGCCAAUAUCCCACCUGUCGAAAUUAUUGAAACCGAGUUCCUAGACCUCAGAUUAGAGUCGGUUCGUAAUAUAUCAUAUGAUGAUCUAGUCGAUUCCAGUGCCUCCAACGCUGUUAUUCCCGAUUCCAAGAGCCUCGAUGGUUUAAUUACGCGACUCGGAAAACUAAACGAAAUAAUCGAACGACGUGGGACUUGGUGUGAUAAAGGGAUGCGUUUAGUUGCUAGUCAGAGAAAGGAUUAUUACGACGAAGUGGCUGCUGCUGGUAGAAGAGAUGACGCACGUAGGGAUGGUGGAGAGGAUUCGGAGAGAAGAGCCAACAAGAAGAAGAGGAAAGCGAAUGAUAAUCUCGCACCUGGAGAUGCGCAUACAGAACGAUCUUCUCCCUUACGCGACCCCACCAAACCUCGUAAGCCUUCGCGAGAUAACGAUUCGGCCAGCUCUUCCCUUUCGCCUGUCACAGCCGCAACGCCUGGCGCGAUGGAAGUAGAUGAGAAAGCGAGACUCGACAAUAAGGUCGAAGAAGACUCCGAUUCCGAGGAUGAAGGCGCCCCCCCUCGUCGAGAAGCCCCUCAAUAUCAGACCUUCGGCGAAGACCCUUCGACAUUCCCCGAUCCUACCGUCUACGAGAUACGCCCAACUUCACCCGGCAUGCCCGUCGACGAGCUCAAAGAACUAUACUCUGUUGCCGUCUUUCCCAAGUCAGACCUCGCCGAUAUGAUUGCUGGUGAUCCGCCCGACAAGGACUUUAGUAGUGCCAAGCCGUCGAAUCAGAUCAGUUUCAGCACCUUUUCCACAUAUGUCGAACCCUACUUUCGCCCGUUUACCGAAGAGGACUUGGCUUUCUUGCGCGAACGUGGCGAUCGACUAACCCCCUUCGUCAUGCCUAAGCGGGGCAAGAAACAUUACACUGAAAUAUGGGCAGAAGAAGAGGGCGCUAUGGCAAUCGACUCAACCUCGCCGAGUAGGGAUAAGCUUGCCCCCAACCAAUCGCGCGGCACCAUCGAUAACAUGGAUGACGAUGUUGCGGAAACGGAUAAGUUGUCAGUUGGUCCCGUCUUGUCACGAUUGCUACAAGCUAUGCGCCCCGAGGCUCGUGCUCAGCCUAGCGAGGACAAACCGAUGACGAACGGAGUCAAUGGAGAUACCGAGAUGAAAGAGGAGACUAAUGGCGACUCAAAUCCUGGAGCGGCAGGCGAGGAAAAUAAAAGCGUCCCCCCAGCCACCUUCAUGACAGAAUCAUCAACGGAAGCCUGGAAGAAGGCUACGCAUCCUAAACUAGACUAUUCCCAGGUAGACGAACGUAUUAAACUAGAACUGCGCAACAUAGGUUUCCUUCCUCUAGAAGGGUUCGACGGCGACUACGAUGGGCACUAUGAUGAUGAAGUUGCUGCUCGCUUACGCCUUCUACAAGACAAACUCCGGGAGCAAAUGCUUCUCAAUGGCGCACGCAAAGCUCGACUUACAGAUCUUGUAAAGGAAAGGAUGGCUCAUCAAGAAUACACAACCAUUCUUGAGGACCUGGACACUCAAGUUCAGGGAGCGUACCUCAAACGGACGCGUACGAUGGGCAAGAGUAAGAAGGCGAAGCGGCCAGGUGGUGCAGGUGGAGGAAGUCACCCAACUGGAGGUGGUGCAGCAGGCAUGGCUCGACCAGGCAUCGGUGAUGUGACCAAGACACUUAUGGAACGUCGACGAAGAUGGAUCGAGAGUAUAGGUCCGGUGUUUAACGACCCCAACCUCGGCAAAGUUCCUCGUUCUUCAAACUCCAACAGUACUAUCUUCAAACCCGAGAUGAUGACCAAUCUUAUGAAGAAGGAGCGUCAGGCUUGGGAUGAGGAAGUUGACGAGGAAUAGAAAUAUUUGGGUUGGAGGGGUACAUAAGUAUUCUAAGAGUUUCGACAAGUACAUUUGUGCGUCAUGAUACCAAAGGUGGCGUUCGGUGGCUUGGCCUCUAGGUUUCUAGAGGGACGAGGGUGGAGUUGAGAUGAGUUCGAUGGUUAUGUGACUUGCAUUGCUUGGUACGAAGGAAGUUUUCGCUGCUGCACCUCUAUAGGGACUGCGAUAAUAGCCCAGCCAACAAGUUAAGCCUAAACUACGCAUACGCUACCUAGGUAGUUAGUCAAAUAAAAAAUGACUAUAGAUUUAUGGUUGAGUCUAUAAUUUAGACCUCCACAUUAUUGAGA
Hypoxylon trugodes is the source of this 2426-nucleotide messenger RNA. RefSeq names its product histone acetyltransferases subunit 3-domain-containing protein. Gene Ontology annotation, molecular function: transcription coactivator activity. The transcript is spliced from 2 exons. Gene Ontology annotation, cellular component: SAGA complex. Gene Ontology annotation, biological process: regulation of transcription by RNA polymerase II. The record is from RefSeq and is a predicted model, not a curated record. Lineage: Eukaryota; Fungi; Ascomycota; Sordariomycetes; Xylariales; Hypoxylaceae. The coding region runs from base 142 to 2097 and encodes 651 amino acids.